This is a messenger RNA of Rhodotorula graminis WP1, 1968 nucleotides long. RefSeq lists its product as uncharacterized. The record is from RefSeq and is a predicted model, not a curated record. Gene Ontology annotation, cellular component: RNA polymerase III complex. The transcript has 7 exons. Bases 81 to 1922 code for a protein of 613 amino acids. Gene Ontology annotation, molecular function: single-stranded DNA binding. NCBI's taxonomy places the organism in Eukaryota, Fungi, Basidiomycota, Microbotryomycetes, Sporidiobolales, Sporidiobolaceae. Gene Ontology annotation, biological process: DNA-templated transcription.
GCUCGCUCCAGUGCCCGACAGCCCCGGCAAUCGACCGCCAGCCACUCGGCUCAGCUCCACUCCCGAGCCGACCGCCAGCCAUGCCGAGCGCGAGCACGACCCAGUCGAGCGAGCAGCGCACCCGGCUCCUCGAGCACCUCGUCCACCAGCACUUUGGCUCGGCCGUCGGCGAGGUCGCGAGCAUCCUCCUCGCCCGCGGCGCCCUCUCGUUCCCGCAACUCGCCAAGCUCACCGCCCUCCCGCCCGCCCUCGUCCACGCCUCGCUCCUCGUCCUGUCGACCCACACCCUCCUGUUCCACUCGGACACCGAGGUCAACGGCCGCCUCACCGAGCUGUACGAGCUCAACCACGAGGGGAUCGAGCGCAGGCUGCGCGGAGGCCUGUACGUCGAGAUGGCGAGCGAGUGGGACGGCGGUGCCCAGCUCGCGCCCGUGUGCGACAUCCUCUGGCGCGAGGGCAUCCUCGUCAAGGAGGACCUCGUCCACGUCGUCCAGGAGGAGCUCCUCAAGGCCCGCGACGACCACGAUGCCCUCGCGUUUGCCGACGACCCCAAGGGCAAGAAGCGCUCCCGCGCCCUCGACCAAGUCGCAGACACGGCCGACAAGCUCGUCCGCAAGGCGUUCGCCCAGGGCUACCUCAACGUCGUCACGCCCGGCUCGCAGCUGUCGCCCUCGUCGCUCGAGAUCAAGUGGGAGGAGGAGCUUCGUGCGACCAUCAAGGGCAUCCCGUCGGCCAAGGACCUGGCUAACGUCAAGAGGCAGCUGCGCGAGAAGCAGGAGGAGUGGGACGAGGAGGAGCGCGAGCGUGCGCGGGGCAAGGGCAUGGACGCGGUCGUCGCAGAAGAGUCGGACGACGAGCCCAAGCGCAAGAAGCGCAAGAAGAAGAAGACGACGCAGCCCGACACCGACUCGGAGAACGACGACACGCUCGACUUGCGCAAGGUCGAUCCGCCUUUGCCGGACGGCGCGUUUUUCAAAAUCAACGAGGAGCGCUUCCACAUCCGGUGGCGCGCCCAGCUGCUCCGGUCGUACGCGCAGGACCUGUACAACUCGCACGUCGCGGCCGUCCUCGGCGUCAUCCUCGACCUCGUCAGCUCCGAGACGCAGCUCAUGAGCGAGGGCAUCUCGCGCGCCGUCUCCUUGCACGAGAUCAACACGCGCUUUGACCGGCUCCCGGCGCACCUCAAGCCGGCCCUGUCGCAGACGUUCGCCAAGCACAAGGACGACGGCGCGUGGCCGCCCAAGCGCGACCGCACGUCCGACUACAUCCUCGCCAUCUGCGAGGUCCUGUCGGGCCAGGACCAGUGGGGCAUGACGACGCGCGAGAUGUUCCUCCUGCAGCAGGGCGAGGGCUCGCACGCCAAGUGGGCCGUCAACUGGACCCAGCUCGGGCGCGCCAUGAAGCGCUCGCUCGUCGAGGCCGUCAUCCGCGACAAGCUCGGCGACAGCGCCAUCCGGUGCUGGAGGAUCAUGGAGGCCAAGGGCAAGCUCGACGAGAAGCACGUCGCCCGUCUCGCCUUCCUCUCGGUCAAGGAGGCGCGCGAGGUCCUCGGCCGCCUCUCGGCCGCGCAGCUCAUCGAGCCGCAGGAGGUUCCGCGCACGGCCGACCGCGCCCCGUCGCGCACCCUGUACCUGUGGUUCGUCGACUUCAACAAGGUCGUCACGUCGCUCAUCGGGCACCACUACAAGGCGCUCGCCAACGUGCAGGCGCAGCGGCAGCACCAGCUCGAGCUCCGCCGCGGCCUCGUCGACAAGAUGGAGCGCACCGACGUGCGCAAGGACGACUCGCUGUUGACCAAGCGGGACCAGGAGGGCAUCGUCGAGCUCGAGCAGACGCUCGAGGCCCUCGCCGUUGCCGAGCAGCGCCUCGACGAGCAGCUCUUUGUCCUGCGCGAGUUCGACCCGGACCCUGCCGCCGUUUAGCUUUUGCCUCUCGCGCGUGCAACGACGCUUCCUCGUCGACUCUCUC